AUGACUACUAGUACUGUGAUCAUCGGUUGGGGAACCCGCCUGCUGGGAACCCUCUCAUCCCAGGGUACGUUUAUUACGUUGACACGAGUCGUGGAACUUUGCGUACUUGCUGCGAGCUGCUAUUUUAUUCGCAACAUUUAUUUCCACCCGCUCAGCCAACACCCUGGACCCAAGGCUUGGGCCGCGAGUCGACUGCCAUGGUGCCUACACCAAUACCGGGGCAAUCUGAGCCAGCGGCUGCACCAGCUACACCAGUGUUAUGGCCCGGUGGUGCGAGUGGCGCCGGAUGAGAUCUCGUACAUCUCGGCCGACGCUUGGAAGACGAUCUACGGCCAGAGAUCGGUGGAAAUGCCCAAGGACCCCAAUUUCUCGCUGCUCACUCCUUCCGGCGUGCAGAACAUCCUGACGGCCGACCGUGAGACCCAUACUCGCCAGCGGCGUCUGCUGUCGCAUGCCUUCUCGGAAAGGGCGUUGCGGGAGCAAGAGGAGAUCCUGCAGACCUACUGCACCAAGCUAUGCUCCCAGCUCGAAGAGCGCUGUUGCAGCGGGCCCGUUGAUUUGUUCGACUGGUAUACCUUCGCCACCUUUGAUCUGAUUGGCGAUCUCGCGUUCGGCAAGAGCUUCGGCUGUCUAGACUCGGGCGUGUCGUCCCCCUUUGUGGAAUCCAUCCAGUCGGGCUCGCGGGAGUUGAUGGUGAACCAGAUGCUGCGCUACUAUGGAAUCCUCUUUGUCCGGCCGCUGCUUCCCCUGGGCGGAGGAGUCACGGUGCGCGCACGCAUCGCCCGCGGUCCGACGGCCGACCGCAAGGACUUCUGGCACUAUGUCCUGCGCCACAUGGCCGACGGUGAGGAGAAAAGCAAGACGACCAUGACCGAGGCCGAGAUGUAUACCAACGCCUUCUCCAUCAGCAUUGCCGGGUCCGAGGGCACGGCCACGGCGCUGGCAGGCGCCACUUUCCUGCUCCUGCGGCAUUCCGAGGCCCACCGUGAGGCGGUGCGAGAGGUGCGCGGCGUCUUCACGGCCGAGACGGACAUCACGUCGGCCAACAUAGUGGGCAGGCUGCCGUUCCUGGAGGCUGUGCUGCACGAGUCGAUGCGGCUGUAUCCGCCCGUCGCCAUCACGCUCCCGCGCAGGGUCCCGGAAGGGGGCGAGACCGUGGAUGGCCGGUUUGUGCCGGCCGGGUACACGGUCGGUGUCAACCACCUCGCUUGCUACCGCUCUGCGCUCAACUUUGAGGAUCCGGACGUUUUUCGGCCGGAGCGCUGGUUGGAUGGAAGUGGUACUACUACGGAAGCCUUCAAGCCGUUUUCCUAUGGGCCACGCGCUUGUCUGGGCAAGAGUCUGGCAUGGGUCGAGCUGAGGCUGAUCUUGGCACGCAUGCUCUGGCGCUUUGACAUGCAGCUGGUCGAGACGGAGGCCAAUCUGAGGUGGUUGGACGGACAGAAGCUCUGGGGGUUCUGGCAAAAGCCCCCUCUGUUAUGUAGGUUGGUGCCGGUGCGGCGAUAGGCGUGCCUUGGGCCGCUGAAAGGUGUAGAUGGC
Messenger RNA from Chaetomium strumarium, 1539 nucleotides. Its product is annotated as putative benzoate 4-monooxygenase cytochrome P450. NCBI's taxonomy places the organism in Eukaryota, Fungi, Ascomycota, Sordariomycetes, Sordariales, Chaetomiaceae. Gene Ontology annotation, molecular function: monooxygenase activity; oxidoreductase activity, acting on paired donors, with incorporation or reduction of molecular oxygen; iron ion binding. The transcript has 5 exons. The record is from RefSeq and is a predicted model, not a curated record. The coding region runs from base 1 to 1506 and encodes 501 amino acids.